Molecule: messenger RNA, 1470 nt
Organism: Coprinopsis cinerea okayama7#130
Lineage: Eukaryota; Fungi; Basidiomycota; Agaricomycetes; Agaricales; Psathyrellaceae
Product: fibronectin type III/BRCA1 domain-containing protein
Exons: 5
Coding region: 1-1437 (478 amino acids)
Biological process (GO): Golgi to plasma membrane transport; conjugation with cellular fusion
Cellular component (GO): exomer complex; trans-Golgi network
Molecular function (GO): protein dimerization activity
Source: RefSeq, a predicted model, not a curated record
AUGGCUGCAAAACCAUCUCCAGACAGCUUCACAUUUACAGUGGGCAAGCUAGAUGCGGGAAUGGCGAUUCUGUUAGGAGAAAGGGCUCAUUUGAUUGAGUUUCCUUCAAUAUUGCUACCGCCAGGCGCCACCACCGGAUCUAUUGUCAACAUCGCAGUCCACCAAAACCAUGCAGAAGAGAAACGGAGAGACGCAGAGUUUUGGGAACUCCAGGAGGAGAUUCUCAAGACCUAUGGCGUGGACUCGCCACAGACGCCAGAACUCAAGGUUCGAAACGUCACCCAAACCUCAGUCACCCUGGAAUGGCCCCCGCUUCAACUGGCAACAGCCAAGCUGCGUUCAUUAGACAUCUACAGAAACAACCAGCGUCUAGCAGCAAUCCCGUCACCCAUGAACAACUUCUCGACCAAAGUAUCCGGUCUCGAAAUCGACAAAGAAUACACUUUCCAACUCAUCCUACGCACAACGGCUGGCACGUACCCAUCACCCCUGUUGCACGUUCGAACACACACCAUGACAGAUACAUCGGGUAUCUGCGUUUGCUUUGGAAAUGUUCAAGACGAAGUGUUGCUGGAAAACGCGAAGAUGGCCUUGCGCGAGAUGGGCGCCAAAUGGAGCGACAAGAUCCAAAUCGAUACCACCCACUUCGUGUGCACGACCCCUGCUGCAACGCCUUCUGGUGCUCAGGCUACCGGAAGUACAACUUCAGCACCAGGUGUGGAAUAUCAAAGGGCAUUACAGCUCAGUAUACCUGUCGUCCAACCUACCUGGAUUCUUGCGUGCCAUUCGGAGCGGCGAAUGGUCCCCAUCGCCCAAUUCUAUCUAGGCGCAACGCCAAACACACCAGCCUCCGCCGGAUACAGCAGCAACCGACCCCAAUCCAUGUCCCACACCCAGCUCCCCUACACCCCACCCGCAACAGGCGGCAGCUCCAAGGGCACGCCAGCCUCCUACCGCGCCUCCAUGCCCGCCCCCGCCCGCUCACCACCCAACAGCGCCAGCUCCUUCGUGAACAACCAACCGUUCUCCGCCACACCCUCCGCCUCCGGUCGACCGCAGUUCGAAGCAACCGUUGAAGAAUCGAACGAGGAUCCUGAAGCUGAGGAGGUGAAACUCCAGGCUGACGAUGGUGGUGGGGAGAGGACGCCUACGACUGAGAAACGCAAGAGUCGCGCGGGGACGAUGAAUAAGGCGUUCAAGUUCCCGCCUUCGCCUCCGCCGAUGAGUUCACCUGAUCUUCCGAAGGAGAAGGAAGGGGAGGGGCAAGAGGGAGAGGGAGGUACUGUGAAGGUGGACAAAGGAAAGGGUAGAGCGACGAGCGUUGAGCCUGCGAGUAUGGACGUCCCGCCGCCCCCGCCUGUCGAGAAGGAGAGUCGGGCUCAGUCGAUUAGUGAGAGUGAGGAUGAUGUUGGGGAUACUGUGGAUAUACCGCUAUAAGUGUUUCCUUUUUUCUGUUAUACCAAUUUCAUU